AUGGAAUCACAGGAGAACGCCGCUGAGAGUGCCGUGCAGCCUGGGAAUCUUCGAUUGACACUGAUUGUCGUCGCGCUUUGUUUAGCUGUCUUCUUGACGGGCAUGGAUCAAACCAUCUUAGCUACAGCUACACCAGUAAUCAGCGACGAAUUCAAUGCUCUAGCGGACAUUGGGUGGUGGACAAAUGCUUAUCUCCUCACCUUGAGUAGCUUCCAACUAUUCUAUGGAAAACUCUACAGCCACUUCUCUAUUAAGCUGGUGUAUUUAGCUGCUAUUGCCUUAUUCGAGGUCGGAUCUUUGAUCUGUGCCACAGCUCCGAACUCGGUAGCUUUGGUAAUCGGCAGAGCGAUUGCUGGCCUCGGAGCCGCUGGCAUUUUCUCUGGUGGUAUAUUGAUCACGACUAAGCUCAUCCCUCUCGAUCGCCGCGCAGCUUACUUAGGGAUCAUGUCUGGUGUAUUCGGGCUCGCAGCCAUUAUCGGCCCAUUUCUCGGCGGAGCACUAACUGAUAGAGCUACGUGGAGAUGGUGCUUCGGGAUCAACCUGCCUCUAGGGGCUGUCACAGUCGUCCUGUGUGCCCUGUUCGUUCGUAUGCCUAAGGAACAGGAGACACAAGCUACCAGCUUCGUCAAGAAAUGCCAGCAGUUAGAUAUACCAGGGACGGCCUGUAUGGUUGGGGCCCUAAUAUGUCUCCUACUCGCGCUACAGUGGGGAGGGUCAACAUAUCCUUGGAACGAUAGACGUAUCAUCGCCUUAUUUGUUGUCUUUGGUGUCUUGACGAUCGUGUUCGUUGCAAUCCAGACAACGUCGAUUACCGGAACUGCGCGUACAAUCCCUUCAAGUUUAGCACGGAACCGUGACAUAUGGCUCGCUGCUAGCUAUGCUAUGUGUAUCACUGGCGGUGUUUAUGUCGCUGUAGUCUACCUUCCGGUCUGGUUUCAAACAGUGCGUGGCUCUUCAGCGCUUUCGUCAGGGGCGUUGCUUUCUCCUCUGAUUGCUGGAUAUGUUGUGUGCUCCAUCGUUGCAGGUGCAGUUACCAGCAUGGUUGGGUACUAUAAUCCGGGGAUGAUCGCAGGCACUACGUUAGCAAUAGCCGGAGCCGCACUAUUAACGACGAUAGACCUGAACUCUUCUACAGCUCGAAUUGUCGGGUAUCAGCUGUUAUAUGGGUUCGGUGUCGGCUUCGGGUUUGGACAGCCCAGCUACGUAGUCCAAACCGUAUUGCCAAGUGCUGACAUACCUGUGGGUGUAACAUUUAUCACGCUGGUCCAAAAUCUCAGUUCUUCGAUCUUUGUGGCUGUGGCACAGAGUAUCCUACAAAGCGAGCUGCGGUCCAAUCUUCAGUCCAUAGUUCCCGACCUGGAUGUCUCCUCGCUCCUAAACUCAGGUGCUGGUGACUUAAUAUCUACGCUACCGCCAGAGAGCCAGGGGGCAGCAAUUGUGGCUUAUAGCCGCUCUCUCAUACUAACACUUUACAUUUCGCUAGCUUUGAGUUGCGUGUCUGUUGUGGGUGCUUUGGGGAUUCGAUGGGGCUCUAUGAAGAAAGGCAGGAGUGAAGCUCUUAGUGGCACAGAAGCUCAAACGAUUGGACAGCAGGAAGAAAUAAAGAGUGAAGAGCGCCAGAUGAACGAAACAAAUGAAAACAAGUAA
Molecule: messenger RNA, 1647 nt
Organism: Daldinia childiae
Lineage: Eukaryota; Fungi; Ascomycota; Sordariomycetes; Xylariales; Hypoxylaceae
Product: putative HC-toxin efflux carrier TOXA
Exons: 3
Coding region: 1-1647 (548 amino acids)
Biological process (GO): transmembrane transport
Molecular function (GO): transmembrane transporter activity
Source: RefSeq, a predicted model, not a curated record